Messenger RNA from Sparassis crispa, 900 nucleotides. RefSeq lists its product as hypothetical. The transcript has 5 exons. The record is from RefSeq and is a predicted model, not a curated record. Lineage: Eukaryota; Fungi; Basidiomycota; Agaricomycetes; Polyporales; Sparassidaceae. Bases 1 to 900 code for a protein of 299 amino acids.
AUGUUCGCUCGAUCCGCCCUCCUCGCCGUGCUCUCCUCUGCUGCCCUCGUCGCAGCAGCCCCCGCUGCCGCCAUCACCGACACCAGCAUCCUCAACUACGCCCUCACUCUCGAAUUCAUCGAGUCUGCCUUCUAUGAACAGGGGCUCGACCAGUUCAGCGACAUCGACUUCGUCCUCGCCGGCUUCGCCCCCUGGGUCCGCGGUCGCUUCACCCAGAUCCACGCCCACGAGCUCAGCCACGCAGAGUUCCUCACCUCCCAGCUUCAGGCCCUCGGUGUCACCCCCGUCCAGGCGUGCACCUACUCCUUCCCGUACACGGACGUGCAGUCCUGGGUCACCCUCUCAAUGACCCUCGAGGGCGUCGGCUCCGCAGCGUACAUGGGCGCCGCCAAUUUCAUCUCCGACAAGAACGUCCUCAUCGCCUCGCAGUCGAUCGCCCAGGUCGAGGCGCGCCACAACGGUUGGGUCUCGUCUGCGGUCAAUCAACUCCAGCCGUGGGACGGCCCUUAUGAGACCCCGCUCUACUUCAGCCAGGUUUUCUCCCUCGCCAUGGGCUUCGUCGUCGAGUGCCCCGCGACGAACCCCGCACUACCCGUGUCAGUCUUCCCCGCGCUGUCCAUCUCGAACGCCGCGCCCGCGUCCGGCGACACCAUCACCCUCACGUACACCAGCAACGCCCCCAACAACGCGGGCCAGACGUACCUCGCCUGGUACUCGGGCCUGACCACGAUCUUCACGCCGAUCGUGAACGGGAGCACGACGGUGCCAGACGGCCUCCUCGGCACGGUCUACGCGGGCGUCGUCGCCAACCAGAGCGCGCAGACCGGCGACGCGACGAUCAUCACCGGCUUGGCCGUGUUCAGUUUCCCGUUCGGCGCGUUUGCUGCGGGGAACGCGUAG